AUGGCUCAUCUACCGCAACCACGCGGUCGUUCAAAUUCAAUUACUUCCAACCCUUCUUCAUCGUUAUCCUCUCCGAACGGUUCACAUCAUGAUUUUACAAACAUUAUCAAUCAUCAGAGUGUUGGAACAUCGAUACCAAACAACAACAAACAUCAAAAAUCGACGUGGCUAUUGGUGAGACUUCUAGAUGCAUUAAUUUAUAUUGUAUCGGAAUAUGCAAAAACGUUAAUCCGAGAAUUAAUUUUGUUAUUUGGAUAUUUUCUUCAUUUGUUAGUGAGUUUUAUAUUAUAUGUGUUUCAUCGUCCGGGUCGGUAUGAUGAGACACUAUUGGCACAACAAAAAGCAUUUCCGAAACGAUCCACUUCUUCAGCCUCUUUAGCUCAUCUCGACAUGUCGAAAUUAUCAAACGAUGAUGAUUCCUCUGUUGGAGUUGGAAUAUUUGGGAGGUAUGACGAUGAAAUGUCUCAAACUGGGCGAAAGACUUGUUCUUCGGAAGAUCAUGGUAAUGAAAGUAGUGACAGAAAACGGUUAACUGAUAGAAAGAAAGUAAACUUUGAUAAGGCUGACCAUUUGAUUAUUAACACAAAUGUUCGCAAAAACAGUUUUUCAUCCAAUGUGACUAAAGGAGGCGAUACAAGCCCAACCAUUGAAACUGGAUCAAUUAUACAGCACUCACAACCUACUACUAAUUUAUUUCCCACAUCCACCUCUUCUCACAUUAUGAUCGGAAAGAAUUCGUUUCGAAAAAUAUUGGAAUCCUCCAUGAAAUUGAAAAAGGUAUCCAGUAUUGGUCAUUUAAUUUCUCCAAACACAUUGUCAACAAGCUGUGUUACUCCUACACAGGUUGAAAGCAGUGGAGCCAACAUUAUUUCAGAGUACCCUCCUGUGGAAAGUAGUACCGCAAGUCUGGUAGAUUCAGAAUGGACAGAUUAUGAAAAUUUGGAUGCUAAUUUCGAUUAUGACUUUGAAGAUGAUGUAAGAGAGGAUAUCAAACUCAUCUAUGAAGAGAAGAGGCUUGGGGCAAGAAUUCUUGAUUUUAUUGGUGAAAUGUUUAUGUGGUUUAUCAUGCUAAUUAUUUACUUACCAAGUUUGUUUAAAUCUCCAAUCAACUCUAAAAAAGCAUCUAUUGAAGCAGACAAGGUGCAUUUAUAUGAAAAGAAGUCUACAGGGCUCUUUGAGGAUUUAAUCGACGCCGUUUUUGAAUGCAUUGAUUUAUUAGCAAAAGCUGCAAGGUUAUUUAUUCGAUUCAAGAUGAGAGAAUGUUUCAAAACCAUGAAGGAAUGCUUUUUACUUUUCAGACUUUCUAACUUCCUCUCCACUAGAGGUAUUGACGACAGAUCCAUCAGUCAAGUCAUUAUUGACAAUGGCUUCAAAUCAAAGAAUUAUAUUUGUUCAACAGAAGAUGGCUACAAAGUUGAACUGAACAGAAUUCCCAAUGUUCAAAGCAAAACAGCGGUCUACUUUCAACACGGAAUUUUAGAUAGUGGGUUCACAUGGAUUGGUAGCAGUCCCAACGUAGGCUUGGCAUGUGCUGCAAAUGGAUAUGAUGUAUUUCUUGGAAACUUGAGAGGAUAUGGUUUGGCCAAAUGUCACGGAAAACAUGCACGAGAAAGUAUCACUACCAGAGAAUAUUGGGAUUUUAGCAUCAACGAACAUGCAUUCUAUGACGUGAAAAGCUUUGUUAAGAAAAUAAGAGAUAUCAAAAAGAAAGAAUAG
Molecule: messenger RNA, 1716 nt
Organism: Naegleria lovaniensis
Lineage: Eukaryota; Heterolobosea; Eutetramitea; Acrasida; Naegleriidae
Exons: 1
Coding region: 1-1716 (571 amino acids)
Biological process (GO): lipid metabolic process
Source: RefSeq, a predicted model, not a curated record